Baudoinia panamericana UAMH 10762 is the source of this 780-nucleotide messenger RNA. RefSeq lists its product as uncharacterized. The coding region runs from base 1 to 780 and encodes 259 amino acids. Lineage: Eukaryota; Fungi; Ascomycota; Dothideomycetes; Mycosphaerellales; Teratosphaeriaceae. Gene Ontology annotation, cellular component: cytosol. Gene Ontology annotation, molecular function: triose-phosphate isomerase activity. The transcript has a single exon. Gene Ontology annotation, biological process: glyceraldehyde-3-phosphate biosynthetic process; glycolytic process; glycerol catabolic process. The record is from RefSeq and is a predicted model, not a curated record.
AUGCCUCCCAUCCCGCAUCAGCGCGAAAAGCGCAUCGUCGGCACAUCAUUAAAGAUGUACUUCGAUCUCCCCAGCACUCUCCGUUACAUCGGCGCCGUGGCGCAGCUCGCCUCCGCCGCGGACAAGGCCAAUGUUGACUUCUUCGUGAUCCCGGAUUUCGUCACAUUGCUACCCUCUGCCGAGAAGCUCAGGAGCACUUCCGUCCAGCUCGGCGCCCAAGACACCUUCAGCGAAGACAAGGGCGCUUUCACCGGCGAAGUCAGUCCCGUUACUCUCGCUCAAGCAGGCGUCAAGAUCGUCGAGAUCGGCCAUGCUGAGCGGAGACGACUGUUUGGGGAGAGGGACGAGGAUGUGGCGAGGAAGGCCGCAGCGGUUGUGCGAAAUGGCAUGACGCCGCUUAUCUGUAUUGGGGAGAAGACUAAGCCGUCCACCUCCAGCAUCUCGCAAGCUGUUGGGUUAGCAGUAAGUGAGUGCAAGCCACAGAUUACUACUGCGCUCUCAGCUGUUCCGGAUGACGCGGAAGUUAUUCUGGCGUAUGAACCCGUGUGGGCUAUUGGAGCGGCGGAGCCUGCUGGUGCGGAUCAUGUUGUGGCUGUGGCGCAGAAUCUGCGAGCGCUGGUGGAGGACAGAAGAGGGAGGACGCGGAUUUUGUAUGGAGGGAGUGCUGGACCUGGAACGUUUCAGAACUUGAAGGACGGAGUCGAUGGGUUGUUCUUGGGGAGGUUUGCCCAUGAUAUCAGUAACCUGGAGAAGGUGAUUCAAGAGAUGAGCGAGCCUUGA